AGAGAUCAAUUUAAGUCGGAAAUUCCCGUGUUUCUUGACGAGAUCUAUUUCCCUGUUAGCGAAAUGAAGACAUCCACGGCGCACCAAAAGAGAUAUCUUCUUUCGAUUAUUCACCGCAUCUGCAAGGCCCCUAAGAUUUUGAUCGAGCUCUACCUGAACUAUGACUGUGACACUUCUAUGCCGAACUUGUGUGAGGCUAUUAUGGAUUACUUGGCAAGAUUCGCGCUGAUGCGAGUGGACGCGACACCAACGCAGAAAGUCAGUUACAGAGAGAGUUUGACUAGAAAUCUGGCCACAUACAACUUGUCUGAUGUCCCGCAACUGAAUGUUUCAAAGAUGAGUGGACACCCGCCAAAUCCCGAUGCCUCCCUCAACUUCCCGAUCGAGUACGCUUUGAAAAUGACCUCAAUUGAUUGCAUUCUUGCGUUCUUGAAGUCACUCAAUUCUUGGAGUGGAAAACCUUUGGUCACCACAAUCGCUGCAGAAGGAGACAAUGCACCAUAUUCUCACCGGGACCGAGCUCUUACGAGUAGUUCUAUGCUAUCGCAAGCUUCAGUCCAGGAGUCUACUAAUGGCUCUGUCAGUGAUACUAUUACCUCUGCCAACGAAGAGACCUCUGUCUCUCAGUUUGAUAGCAUCAAGCAGAGAAAGAACGUGUUCCUGGACAGUAUACGAUUGUUCAACUACAAUCCGAAGAAGGGACUGAAAAGUCUGCUAGAUAACGGAUUCAUUUCUUCGGAUUCUCCUCGGGAUAUUGCAAAAUUCCUGCUGGAGACUGACAUUCUGGAUAAAACGGCAUUGGGAGAAUUCCUGGGAGAUGGGGAUGAGAAGAAUGUGACAAUCAUGCAUGAAUUUGUUGACCUGAUGGAGUUUAAAGACAAGAAAUUCCUUGAUGCUUUGAGAUACUUCUUGCAACAUUUCAGACUGCCUGGUGAAUCGCAGAAAAUUGACCGGUUCAUGCUGAAAUUUGCUGAGAAAUACGUGAACGAUAAUCCGUCCACAUUUGCCAAUGCCGACACAGUGUAUGUUCUAUCUUACUCUGUUAUCAUGCUCAACACAGAUCAGCACUCGCCACAGGUGAAAAAACGAAUGACUUUGGAAGAUUUCAUUAACAACAAUAGAGGCAUUGAUGAUGGCAAAGACCUUGAUCAUUCGGUGCUCGAGCAAAUUUAUACGGACAUUCAAAACGACGAGAUCAUGCUAAAAAGCGAGCAGCACGCCGCGCUCGUAUCCAGUGACUUUCAUCCGAUGCAACCAUCGUUCUUUGGUGGCAGAGAUUUGGCCAAAGAGGCGUAUGCCAAAGCAUCCAAAGAGAUGUCCUCGAAGACAGAGGAGGCGGUUAAAAGUAUCAGAAACACCUACAAGAAAAACUCCAAAGUUGUGUUCUAUACAGCCGACGUUGGCAAUAAUGCAGACCAUGUGAGGUCUAUGUUUGACAAUCUUUGGAUGUCCAUCUUGGCCGGUCUUACGCCGCCUUUCAAGGAAUAUGAUGACGAUGAAACUUCGAGAAUCCUGCUCGAAGGAAUUAAGGUGUCUAUUCACAUUUCUUGCAUGUUUGAUUUGGACUAUGCAAGAACCUCCUUCAUUAGGGCACUGGUUCAAUUCUGUAAUUUGAACAAUCCUGAAGAACUCAAGAACAAAAACAUUGAUGCUGUUUAUGCCUUAUUGGAGGUUGCCGUGGACGAAAACUCCAAGCUUGGCUCAUCUUGGAAAAGUAUUUUAACUUCAAUUUCUCAGAUAGAACGAUUGAAAUUGCUGUCCCAAGGAGUCGACUCUGAAAGCAUUCCGGAUUUGCUCAACGCUAGACUAGCAAGCAGACAUUCCACUGAGAGUUACAGAUCGCAUAAUUCGAAUCAGCUAUCCUUCUUCUCCUUCGGGAAAAAACAAACAAUUGCGGAACAAACUUCCCAGCACCAUUUCAGUCAGAAACUAAGCUCAGAAAUGGUUGUUCGUAUCAGUUCGACAGACCUGGAUGUCGCAAUCGAUAAGGUGUUUUCCAAAAGUUCUGAAAUCGAGGGAAACGGUAUCUUCGAUUUCAUUGCAGCACUUAGCGAAGUGGCACACGAAGAAAUUGAGUCGUCAGGACAGAGUCAGAACCCACGGAUUUUCUCGCUACAAAAAAUGGUUGAUGUCUGCUACUAUAACAUGGGUAGAAUCAGAGUUCAGUGGUCCGCGCUUUGGGCGGUGAUGAACGAGAAGUUCAAUGAGUUCGGCUGUCAUCAGAAUAUCUCGAUCGCUUUCUUUGCACUGGACUCUCUCCGGCAGCUCUCGGAGAGAUUCUUUGCCAUCGAGGAGCUUUCUCAUUUCAAGUUCCAGAAAGAAUUUCUUAAACCUUUCAAUUAUAUCGUACUGCACAGUCCACACUUGCAAGUCCGUGAAAUGGUUUUGGAUUGUGUGCAAUAUAUGAUCCAUAAGAAAGCUGAUCUCAUCAAAUCUGGUUGGCAAACGUUACUAGAGAUUCUCACAAAUGCAGCUAAAGACAAUAAUGAGAAGUUUGUUGCAAAAGGCCUCUCAUACACGAGCAUGAUUAUGAAGUCACACUUUGACCAAAUAUUGAGUCUUGAUGCUUUCUCAUCCUUGGUCGUUUGUCUAACUGAAUAUGCAAAGAACGAACAAUUCCAAAAAUCCAGCUUACAGUCGCUCAAUUUAAUGAAAAAGUUGACCAAGACGAUUCCGAAGACGUUGGAGGAACACGGGGAUAUAUAUUCGGCCGAAGAUCUUUGGUUCCCUCUUUUGUUUGGCUUCCACGAUGUUGUGAUGAAUGGAGAAGAUCUUGAAGUCAGGUCCAAAGCGCUGAGCUUUACUUUUGAUGCCUUAGUCGAAAAUGGUGGCCAGUUUGAAGGAAAGUUUUGGGACAAGAUUUGCGAAGAGCUACUAUUCCCAAUUUUCGGUGUUUUGGGAGAUCGUUGGGAGCUCACUACCCAAGAUGAUCUUUCUGUCUGGCUUUCUACGACUUUAAUUCAGGCCUUGAGAAACAUGAUUGCUCUGUUCGGCUAUUAUUUUGAUACACUGAGCGGGAAGAUGGAGGGGUAUUUGAAGCUUCUUGUUUCGUGCAUUUGUCAACAGAAUGAGACCAUCUCCAAAAUAGGUAUUUCGUGUCUGAAGGAGCUUAUUCUAGACAAUAUGACUAAAUUCGAUGCAAAACACUGGGAGCUAGUUAAUAACUCGUUUGCUGAACUAUUUGAUUUGACCACGGCCAAAGAGUUAUUCAAAGCCGAUCCUCUGAGACUGUCGAACGGAGAGAAGCAGGAGACAUCCGACGGAGAGGAGUCUGAGUUGCAUGAAAGUCCAGCGAGCGAGUCAGAUCUGGAACUCCCUGUUCCCCUAAACCAAUCGAGAGAGAAAUCAACCAUUGUAAUCAAAUGUGUUCUUCAACUCCAUGUUAUACAGAUUCUUUCGGAACUGUUUGACAUUGACGAGUUUUACCAAACGAUUCCUGUUGCUAACCUUUUGAAGUUGUCAGACUUGUUGGAGCAUAGCUACAAAUUUGCAAGAGAAUUUAACGAGGAUUACAAUUUGAGAGUCCGUCUGUGGAAUGCAGGUGUCAUCGACAAACUUCCAAACCUUCUAAAGCAGGAAACUUCCUCGGCCGGUGUCUACAUUAGCAUACUCUUCCGUCUUUACUGUGAUUCUGGUCGCGUCAAUAAGGAAGCUAGGGAAAGGAUUGUUGGGAUCCUGGUCCCAAUGGGCGUCACAAUCCUCGAAAGGUAUGUGAGCUUGAAUGAGACAGAGCAGUCAAGAAAUAUUCAAAGCUGGAGACCCGUUGUGGUGGAGAUAUUACAAGCAUACAGUGAGCUGGAUCAUGAAGACUUUUUACGAUGCUGCCCGGUUGCGUACGACCUUGUUUUGCAGCUUUUCGAUAAGAAUUUGAUGGCAGACCUGAGAGCUGCUAUUAAGGACUUUCUGACAAGAGUUGGUGACGCUUACGUUUUGGAGAAGAAAGAGUAGAAUCCUUAUAUAGCAUUUGUUUUUAGACGGCACUAAUUAAAAUAUCCGGUGCUUCAAG
Molecule: messenger RNA, 4006 nt
Organism: Ogataea polymorpha
Lineage: Eukaryota; Fungi; Ascomycota; Pichiomycetes; Pichiales; Pichiaceae
Exons: 1
Coding region: 202-3948 (1248 amino acids)
Biological process (GO): regulation of ARF protein signal transduction
Molecular function (GO): guanyl-nucleotide exchange factor activity
Source: RefSeq, a predicted model, not a curated record